Penicillium chermesinum is the source of this 762-nucleotide messenger RNA. RefSeq names its product GPALPP motifs-containing protein 1. NCBI's taxonomy places the organism in Eukaryota, Fungi, Ascomycota, Eurotiomycetes, Eurotiales, Aspergillaceae. The coding region runs from base 1 to 762 and encodes 253 amino acids. The transcript has 2 exons. The record is from RefSeq and is a predicted model, not a curated record.
AUGGACUCCGAAAAGAGGAAGUAUGACCAUCUUGCUGACGGCGAUCAAGAUUCAUCUCCGAGGAAGCGACUGAUUGGCCCCUCAAUGCCUCCUUCAAUGCCACCCCCGACGGAAGCGGAGACUCAAGCAUCCGAGGAUGGCGAAACCGAUGAUAGCGACGACGAUUUUGGCCCCGGCCUACCUCCUUCGCAUGGUGGACCAGCAGCAUCUGUCCAGACAUCUGAUCCACACGAACCUGAUUAUCAAACAAACCUGACCACGCCGCUCGCCAAGAAAGAAAGCGCUCGAGAUGAGUGGAUGUUGAAACCCCCCGAGCAAAGUGACUGGGCCUCCAAAAUCGACCCGACACAGCUGCGGAACCGAAAGUUCCAGACUGGCAAGUCUGCUCGCUCCGGAGCUGGGCCAAAACAAGUAGACGCUGCGUGGACGGAGACCCCUGAAGAGCGGAUGCGUCGAUUGGGCGACGAAGUCAUGGGCGUGGGUAAGCAAUCAACCACAUCUGGAAGGCUUCCCAAACCCGACCCCAGCCAGAAUCGAUCCAUGGAGGAAAAGGUUAAGAAGUAUAAUGAUCGUAUGGGGAAGAAUACCCGCCUGGAAGAACAGAAAGCACGGAAAGACGAGGAUGAUGACCCAAGUGCACGUGGAUUUGAUCGGGAAAAGGAUAUGGCCAUCUCAUCGAAGAUAACUGGCGCACAGCGUCGCGAUAUGGUGAACCGUGCCAGUGACUAUGGCUCGCGGUUCAGCAAAGGGAACUUCCUUUGA